CUGCAGAGAGUCUGGGCAGGUUUGAAACUCGCAGACCUAUGCAAGCCGAACGUGGGCAGGCGGCAGCAGCCGGGAGACGUGGAUUAGUGGGUUUAAUGGUCGUGCCUGGCGGGCUAUUUGAGAGCAUCGACCGCCUGUGUUUAAAUAUAUUUUAAUUGCAGAAGAAAGGAUAUGCAGAGAGAGAGAAUGCAAAAAAUGCGGCGGUUUCCAGCUGCCUAGCUCCGGGUAGAUGCGAAGUGGAAGCAACUAACGGGACGGGGAUCCCCAGGCACAAGAAAACGUCUGGAGCACAUAAAGAGUCAUGUCCUGGUGCGAGCGAAGGCUGAGGGAGACCGGCAGGGAUAUGUUGCAAUCCAGCUCUGGGCUCGCAGAAACUUUGUGAGAGGGAGGAGAGUUUUUGCAACUUUUCCCCCCCGGUUUUGCGGAGUGUUGGGGCGGUGGGAGAUGCAGGGGUCGCUCUGAGGAAUUCACCAUGGUCUGGCUGCUCACCGUGGGGUUGUUACUGUCGCUCGCCUGCCGGACGGACUGUUGCCCAGAGCUGCUGACCAACACUUGUGUGUGCAUGCAGGAGAGGAGCAAGGCGCACACUUCCCCCCAGCUCCGGAGGAAGGUGGUUUGUAGCAAGCAGGAGUUACUGGACGUCCCGGACAGCAGCCUGCUCCCCAACAGGACCGUGCAUCUAAUACUGAGCAACAACAAGAUUGCGUUGCUGAAGACGGGCACUUUCUCUGGACUGCGGGCUCUUGAGAAACUGGACCUGAGGAAUAAUCUGAUCAGCACCAUCCAGGCCGGAGCCUUCGCUGGCCUCACCACCCUGAAGCGGCUGGACCUGUCCAAUAAUAGAAUCGGAUGCCUGAACCCUGGAAUGUUUCAGAGUCUUACGAACCUGACCAGACUAAAUCUCUCGGGAAACAUCUUCUCCACACUCAACCCUAACCUCUUGGAUGGUUUGGCUUCACUCAAAGUCAUUGAUUUCAACACGGAGUACCUGGUGUGUGACUGUAACAUGCUGUGGGUCCUGAACUGGGAGAGGAACAGCUCAGUGCGAAUCUCCGAGGAAACGCUGUGUGCUUUUCCCAAAGCACUGAGGGGGAAGCCGUUCAAAGACCUGAAGGAAAGCCAGUUGGUGUGUGAUGGACCACUGGAGCUGCCGUUUCUCCAGCUGAUUCCCGUCCUUCGCCAGGUGGUUUUCCAAGGAGAUCGUCUGCCAUUUAUCUGCACGGCCACCUACUUGGACAACAGCACCAGGGUGUUGUGGUACCACAACGGCAUCCUGGUGCAGCCUGAGGAGGAGAAUGGUGUGAUCGUUAUGGAAAGCCUCGUCCAUGACUGUUCCUUGAUAUCCAGUGAACUGGUCCUCUCAAACAUCUACCUGCUGGCCAGUGGAGAGUGGGAAUGCGUCGUUGCAACGUCGCGUGGGAACGCCUCGCUCAAGGUGGAGAUAGUGGUGAUCGACACUUCUGCCACGUACUGCCAGGCGGAACGGGUCACCAACAACAGAGGGGACUUCAGGUGGCCACGUACUUUAGCUGGAAUCACCGUCUACCAACCGUGCCUGCAGUAUCCGUACCCCUCCCCUGCCUCCCUGGAGAGGAAGACAUCUCGGAAGUGCAAUCGGUCGGGAACGUGGGAAGAGGCUGAUUACUCCGAGUGUCUGUACAUCAACGACUACACCAGAGUGCUCUCCUCCUUCAUCCUGAUGCCCAUCAAUAACACCAACGCCCUCCCUCUUGCUCGCAAGUUGCUUGCCUACACUGUCGAGGCCACCAACUUCCUGGACAUGAUGGACGUGAUUUACGUUGCUCAGAUGAUGGAGAAGUUCAUCAGAUGGACAGACGAGAUCCACGAUCUUGGAGACGUGAUAGUGGAGAUGGCCAGUAACAUGAUGCUGGUGGACGAGCAGGUGCUGAGGUUGGCACAGGAGGAGAGUGGAGCGUGUACACAGAUAGUCUGGGCUGUGGAGCGGAUCGCCAACCUCACCUUGACAUCCAAUUCACAAACCAUCAGCAAGAUUUCCAAGAACAUCGCCGUGGAGGCGUUCCUGGUGAAACCGGCCAGUUACAUGGGCUUGAGUUGCACUGCUUUCCAGCGGACCCUCGUGCUCAGCGGCUUGGAGGGACAGGCCGACGGGGUCCCACAUCCCCUGCAGUUCCGCUGUAGCACCGGCAGCAUCAACAGCUCCCUGAGGCACUUCCCCGUCAAGAACAGCAUCGCUCUGGCCUCUGUCCAGCUGCCCCCGGCCCUCUUUGCUCACUCAGCCUCGCCUCCGACCCACAGGAACUCCAGCUGUUGGCUGCAGUUUGUGGCUUUCCGCAACGGCAAACUAUUCCCCAGCACAGGCAACUCGUCUAACCUCGCCGAUCACGGGAAGCAAAGGAGCCCGUCGACACCCGUCAUCUUCGCUGGUACAGGUGGUUGUGGCGUGGGGGAGCUUGUCGAUCCCUUCCUGGUGUCUCUGCGGCACUGGCAGCUGGGUGAGGACCAGGUGGCAGCGCACUGGAACUUCGACCUCCUGGAUGGCCUUGGCGGCUGGCAGGCAGCAGGAUGCCAGAUCGCCCACACCAGGGGGAACGUCAGCACCCUGUGGUGCCGCCAGUUCAGUAAUGUGGCUGUGCUGAAGAGAAUAAGUAACCAGUCCGUUCCAGUCCAUGAAAGCGUACAGGUUCUUCACCCGAUUAUCUAUGCCUGCACUGUUUUCCUCUUACUCUGCCUCUUCACCGCCAUCAUUGCAUACAUCCUGAGGCACAACACAAUCCGAAUUUCCAGGAAGAGCUGGCACAUGCUGCUUAACCUCUGGUUCCACAUCUCCAUCACCUGUGCUGUGUUCACUGGAGGCAUCAACCGUAAAGAGUACGGUCUGGUCUGCCAAGUGGUUGGAAUUGUCCUACAUUAUUCAUCCCUUUCAACCUUGCUGUGGAUCGGAGUUUCAGCAAGAGUCAUUUACAAAGAAGCAACACAGAAGUUGCAACAUCAACAGGAACUCGAGCUUCCCGCCCCCGCACAGCGCCCAAUGCUCAGGUUCUAUCUCAUCGCUGGAGGCAUUCCUCUGAUUAUAUGUGGGAUUACUGCAGCAGUCAGUCUGCACAAUUACAGCAACAUCAGUCCAUACUGCUGGUUGGCCUGGAAGCCGAGCCUGGGCGCCUUCUAUGUGCCGGCGGGGUUCACGGUGCUCGUCAGCUGGAUCUACUUCCUGGGCGCCGGCCUGCAGCUGGGCUGCCGGCGGCGGAGCGGCGGGUGGCCGGAGCAGCCGGCGCUGGGCAGCGGCCACCAGUCGGACUCGGGGUCGGCCUCGCUCGGCUCCGGGAGCCCGUCGCUGCCCGCGGAGGACGUGCACUCGCUGGAGGCGCAGCUCCGGGCGCUGGUGGCCACGCAGCUGCUGUCCGUGGGCCUGUGGGCCUUCGGGGCGCUGGCGGUGUCGGGCCCGGGCCCGGCCCUGCUCUCCGGCUGCCUGUACGGGGCGGCGGCCGCGGCCCUCGGCCUGCUCGUCCUGCUCCACCACUGCCUGCGGCGCCGCGACCUCUGCGGGCCUCGGCUGCCGUGCGGACGGGGGCCGGGGGAGCGGGCCGGCGGCCUCCCCGCUGCCGCUCCGACCGGCCCCGAGGCCCCGCCGCCCGCCGCCGCCCACUGCAAGCUGACCAACAUCCAGGCGGCGCUGAGCCGGAGCCCGGCGGCCGGCGGCGACAGCGAGCCCGAGGCGCCGCCGGGCCGCAGCGGCCGCGGCCACCGCGCCAGGACUAAGCCGCUGCAGGACGGCAGGCAGCGGGGGCCGAGGGCCGCCGCCUCGGACGCGGCCUCCAGCGAGAAUGGCAGCGCGCACCGGCCCAGCAACGGCAGGCCGGGCGGGAGCCGGUCGGAGGGCAGCGACAGCAGCGGCCCGGCGGCGGGGCCCGGCCUCGGCCUCGGCCUCACCUCCGGCCCCGGGCUGCGGCCCGGCCUCGGCUCCGGCCCCCUGGACAGGGAGGUCAAGCGGAGGUCAUACCCGCUGAACGCGGCCAAUCAGAACGGCGCGCUGCGGGGCAGCGGCUGUGACGUCAGGCCGAUCGGCGCCGAGGGCGGCGGCCUGUGGAAGAGCGAGACCGCGGUGUAGCCUGAGGCCGCGGCCGCCGCCCCCCUCGCCCGCCCGCCCGCCCGCCCGCCCGCCCGCCCGGGGCCGCGGUCAGGCGGCCCACCCUGCCGUCCAACCGUCUCCAGUCGGGCCGGUUGUCCGACUCCGCAGACACCGGGUGAGGGGCCUGCUGACGCCCGGCGAGUGCAGGUGACCAGUGCUGAAUGUAGCGAGUUCCCCUGCUGUUCGCUUUUCCUAGUUUCGGAAGUGAAGAAGGGCCAAGAUAUGGAGGCGGUGCUCUGAAUAUCAGCAGAUACCCUGUGUGUUCACCACAAAUGAACUCCAAUGAAAUACAAAUACACCUCACUAUCAAACAUCAGCAUUUACUGACACAAUUUCAAAUUCUGUUGUGUGGAGGCAUUGGAGAGAAGCAGCAGAAUGGGCAAGUUUGCACUAUCACAACAGCUGACGAACUGUUUCCUGACCCUGCCCCCAUUGAGGAGGGGAAUAGUAAUGAAGACCUUGCCAUCAUCCUCUUCCCGUUGCCCAUCAGUUUCCCAGCUCUUGCAUGGCAUACAGCCUUGUUUAUUUUUACCUUACCAACAAUAUGUUAGUUUCCAAACCAAUAGUGUCAUUGGCCAACGGUCCAGCCUAGCGACCUAUUGACCAACAGCCAAUUGUUGUCCACCAUCCAGUCAUUGACCUUGAGACCUGUUAACAGCAUUCCUCUGUGGACCAGCGGCCAGUCAUUAUCGUUUCCAAAUCUGCACUCUAAGUCAGUAAUGCAACCUUCCUAGCCAGAUAUAUCUCAUGAAUAGAUAAUAAGACAUAUUUCCGGAAUAGAUAAUGAGACUGAAUUCAGUUCUGAUGCUUUCUUUUGUUCUGUGAGUUAUUUUUAUUUCCAGGAUUAUCCAUUAUCCUAAUAAGAGGGGAGCCCCUCUGUGUGUGUAUGUGUGUGAGUGUGUGCGUGUGUGUUUGUUUGAAGCUCUGUUAGCAAUGUACUAAGUGCUUCUACCUAGUAGAGGUCAGGAGGGAGCUGCUGAUGCACUUCACCAAUGAAUGAGUUGCCUGCUGCACUAAUCCAGAGCUUUCAUAAUCGCUAUUAAUUAGUGUGUAUCCUUUGAAAGCUUUGCACAUACAGCAUGUCCUCUUUAUCUGUGUCCAAUUUGCCUUAAAAAGAAAGAUUAUUAUUCUUAUACAAGUGCCAAAGAGAUAUAUAAAUCUUACUGAAACAUAGAUUAAAAAUAGAAUGUGUGUAUUGAUUUAAAAUGAUUAUAAGGCAAUUUUCAUGUUCAAUGCAUUGUACAAAAUUGUCCAUAAUGUUUAACGCUGUGUUGAAAGCCACCAAUACUCUUGGUGCUUCUUGGUUUCAUUUUGGGUUAACUGGAACCAAAGAUUGUGGCAUCAAACCAGCAAGUUUAAAGGGGUUGGCAUUGUUGGGUUUCUGAUCCCCACCCUUCAAUUCCCAUUCCCUAUCAGCUCAAUUUACAUUAAGCAGCAACUGAGGCCAGGAGGGGCAGCUGAGUGAGUGUGUGUUGGUGCCCAUCAGGAAGGAACAACUCACAAUUAGUUUAAGGAUACUUAGGGUGUGAAAGUGGGGGUUAGGGAGAAGAAAUGAUUGAAGUAUCACAGGAAAAGAAUUUUUUUAACACCAUUUUUAAAAAUAUAUUUGCUUAAUAUUUAUGAAGUAUAUUGGAGGUGGAUAAGGAGGAGGUUUGAUUGAGAGUUAAGAUUUGGUCGGUUGGGUAAUGGAAAACCUGCCUGCUCUCCCAAUGGAACCAGAUUGUUCCAGAGGAGUGAGGCUGAUUGGAGAGUUCUUUAAGAGCUAGCCCAGGCAGGACAGGCUGAUUAGACUUUUGUAUUCUGCAAGGCGCAGUGCCGUGAUCUGGGAUACCAGAUUUAAGUUUCUGAACUGCUGAAGGGAUGGGGCUCCUGGCGCACUCCUCAGUCUCCCAACUGUGCGUACUGCUGCUGCCUAACGUGCAUGAAGAAAGAAUCUAUAUCGAUUGGGGAAAAUUAGUGGCGUAUGAUUUUAAAAGUAGGAAGGUGGGUUGUAUGCUGAAAGGAGGGUUGACUGCCUACAUAGCCCCUAUUAACAAACGUGGCUGUAUCUAAAUCUGCCCUUCCCCAGCCGGUUGGAGAUAGGAUUGCAACUGUAUAAUUCAAACGGGAAUUAAAGCCAUUCUUUUGCUUAGUGGUAUGAUGAUAACAUCCUGGGAUUUAAAUGCCCAGCUCUGCUCUAAUAUGCUUUAUUUAAAUCCAUUGUGUUUUUUACCGAGCACUAUCAGUAUUGUCCUUUUCUGAUAUAUUUUAUCCAAAGAGAAAUUUGAGGAGUAAAAUGUUUCAAUACUAAACAACGGAUCGAGCAUUGUUGGUGCGGAUAUAUUAUGCAAUAAUCGAUGUUAUAAGCCAUGUAUUUGUGAUUCUAUUUAUGUUGUGUAUUUGCACGUAUCAUUUCACAUCAGUCAGAGUUUUCACUGCUCCAGUCACAAUGCUGAUAGAUGUCAAUCAUUCUUGUCUAAAGAGCUGCACUGUGCCUUCACAUCCCUCACGGGUAGAAAAUGCAAUGAUUCACUAUCCUGUGGGUGUAAACAGACCUUCCUGUCUUUGUCCUGAAUGACUGACCCCUUAUUUUGACUCCAUCCUAGAAUCCCCAAGCAGGGAAACAUCCUCCCUGCCUCUAUCUAUAAGAAUUUUGUAGGUUUCAAUAUGAUCAUCUGUCAUCUUAACUCAAGGCCCGGUCUUUUGUUUUACCUUUCCUCAUUGGACAAUCUCUUCAGCUCAGGAGUCAAUCCCGUGAGCCUUCACUGCACUCCAGGUUCAGUUGUUGAUUUCUUCUGGACCCAUCCCCGGACCAGCAGAGAAAUUGAUUCUCUCAACCUAUAAGAUCCUUUAAUCUAUCUGAAUGUUAGAUGGAAAACAGGCCAACCGUAAGCCUUCGUUAAACCAUACCAAGGCAUUUAGAGGGCAUACCUUUGGUGUAUUUGGAAAGGCUUUUGUUCUAAACAAAACUUAUCACCUGAAACACUGACCUGCCUUUCCCCUUUUGUGGGCUACAGGUGACGCGGCAUCCAGCACUUAUGGCUCAAUUUGUUUCCUGCAAAACAAAGCAGAGACCCCACUCUGUUUUGCAUUG
Molecule: messenger RNA, 7181 nt
Organism: Pristis pectinata (smalltooth sawfish)
Lineage: Eukaryota; Metazoa; Chordata; Chondrichthyes; Rhinopristiformes; Pristidae
Product: adhesion G protein-coupled receptor A2-like
Exons: 20
Coding region: 473-4087 (1204 amino acids)
Biological process (GO): G protein-coupled receptor signaling pathway; positive regulation of canonical Wnt signaling pathway; central nervous system development
Cellular component (GO): Wnt signalosome; plasma membrane
Molecular function (GO): G protein-coupled receptor activity; protein binding
Source: RefSeq, a predicted model, not a curated record